AUGGCGGCUUUCCGCGACAUGGAGGAGCUGUGCCAGGGGCUGCUGAGCCUCCUGGGCGCCAACCACGCGGCGGCGCAGCAGCGGCGGCUGCUCGGGCGCUACGGGCAGAUGGUGGAGCGGCUGCUGGAGACGCAAGACGGCGCCGAGCAGCAGCUGCGAGAGAUCCUGAAGGCAGAGAAGGAUGUGGCCCAGAGCCUCCUCGAUGCGAAGGAGCUGGCGAGCCAGGGCGGUGCCGAGUUGCAGCAGAUCGAAGCCAAACUUCAGAAGGCCAGCGAGCAGGACACUCACCUGCAGGGAUCCUUAACUUCCUGCUCUACUCAGCUCACCAGGGAGCUAGAGGACCUCAAGGAGGUUGAGGCUGAUCUCGAGAAACAGGAGAAGGAAGUUGACGACGAUACAACGGUCACCAUCCCUGCAGCCAUGUAUGUGGCUCAGCUUUACCACCGAAUUAGUAAAAUUGAGUGGGAUUAUGAGUGUGAACCGGGGAUGGUCAAAGGCAUCCACCGCGGCCCCAGCGUGGCCCAGCCCGUCCACCUGGACAGCACCCAGCUCUCCGCCAAGUUCAUCAGCGACUACCUCUGGCGUUUGGUGGACACGGAGUGGUAG
Molecule: messenger RNA, 606 nt
Organism: Pipistrellus nathusii (Nathusius's pipistrelle)
Lineage: Eukaryota; Metazoa; Chordata; Mammalia; Chiroptera; Vespertilionidae
Source: the annotation of a GenBank genome assembly